UUUGACAAUUCUUUUAAUUCGAUCUCUCUUUAUAUUUUCACGAGUAUGGCUUUGAGAGCAACGAGGUGUUGGAGAUCAAUGGUCAAUGGACUGAGAGGUAACCGGUCAUAUGCAACCGCUGCCGAAACUUUUCACGCUAAUGACAAGCCAAGGAGCUCUUUGAGGGGUGAGUUCGCACCAAUCUACAUGAUGUUCGGGAUGAUAAUGGUGGCCUUGACGAUUGGUGCGCACACGGCCAAGCAACAACUGGUUCACUCCCCAGCGGUUAAAGUGAACAAGAAGAGGAGGGAAUCGAUGCAGGAGGUGGACAAUCCGGACGCUGUGGUGGGUUCUGCAGACAAGUUUGUGAACAAGUCUUUCUUGAGGAAAGUGGCUCGCAUCCAGGACCACCAGGUCCUCCGUGAUUCUAUGCGCCCCGACCCUUUCACUCGCUCUCGAGAUGUUGAGACAUUGAAAUCAGCUGGAGUCCGUACAAGCAGAAACUGAGCCAGGCUAGGGUUUUCAUUUCAAUGCUGCCUUCCAUUGAAAGUUGAUGAUAUGAGUUUGUUUGUUUUUCUGAUGUGUGUUGAGGAAGAGGGGGGGUGUCUCAUUGUAAAUAGCAUUUCAUAUUCUACUACUACUACUGCCUUUCAGCAUUUGUUAUCUUUAUUCCUUGCGUUGCAGACUUCUUGUAGAACCCAUCAGUUCAACAGCUUUGAAUGCUGUAAUGUCAUUGUACAUAUUGCUUGUUAUUUCUAACUCUAAACAGGGUAAUGUGAUUUCAAUCCCUUGUAUUUACUUGAUU
Molecule: messenger RNA, 784 nt
Organism: Cornus florida
Lineage: Eukaryota; Viridiplantae; Streptophyta; Magnoliopsida; Cornales; Cornaceae
Exons: 4
Coding region: 46-486 (146 amino acids)
Source: RefSeq, a predicted model, not a curated record